This is a messenger RNA of Cololabis saira (Pacific saury), 3982 nucleotides long. RefSeq names its product colony stimulating factor 3 receptor (gene csf3r). The coding region runs from base 231 to 2741 and encodes 836 amino acids. Gene Ontology annotation, biological process: cytokine-mediated signaling pathway. NCBI's taxonomy places the organism in Eukaryota, Metazoa, Chordata, Actinopteri, Beloniformes, Belonidae. The record is from RefSeq and is a predicted model, not a curated record. The transcript is spliced from 17 exons. Gene Ontology annotation, molecular function: cytokine receptor activity; protein binding. Gene Ontology annotation, cellular component: external side of plasma membrane.
GGAGAAAUUCCAUUUUCCUCUCGCUGCAAAACACAGACCAAAUAUGCAGUUAUUACGGACAGAAGGGAGAGAUCUGAAAGCUUGAGUGAUGGCUACAAAUUAUACAAAUCAUCGAGAGACGGGUUCAUGCUGUGAUGGCAGGUCUGGGUUUUGUUGCCAGUGUUUUAUGAAUCUGCAGUACUACUUUUGGCAAACUUUACCUUGCAUGCUUGUGUAAUGGUUUUGUCAGGAUGAUAUCCACAUGGACGUCAGUGAUCGUCUUGCUGGUGGCAUCUGUGAACGGAGAGAGGAACGAGGAUGACACAGAGCCCUGUGCGAAGGUCCAGGUAUCCAGCAAGGUGGUGCGUCUGGGGUCGCCGGUUGCAGCCGCCUGUAUCAUCAAAGAGGGCUGCCAUGUGCUCGUUGGACAAGCUGCUGGCAUCGAGUGGCACCUUGACGACCGCCUCAUUCCCAGCAGCCCCGGAGUGAACGGCAGCAGCAGGGUUUCCAGAGCUGUUGUGUCCAGCUUCAAUCACACCAGGGCGGUUCUCACAUGCGGCAUUCAGGACACCAGACAAGUUGUAGCAGGAGUGACGAUCUGGGCUGGAUAUCCACCAGAAGCAGCUCAAAACCUCAGCUGUCAGACAAACCUCACCAACCCCAACACCAUGACCUGCAGAUGGGAUCCUGGCCUGCAGGAGACACACCUUGUUACGACGUACACCCUCCACACUGAGAUAUGGGAUUCAAACAGGAACUAUACAUAUGAGCUGCCAGAAGGAGUUCACCGCUACACAAUCCCUCGCCCUCAAUUUGCUCUGUAUUCUGAAAUGAAAAUAUACGUGAAGGGUAAGAACGAUCUUGGAGAGGCAACAUCAACGCCCAUCGUUUUGGAGCCACUUGGAGCAGCUAAGUUUGACCCUCCUGAGAUAGUGAAGAUUCACGAGCCUGAAAAAGCUGGCUGCCUGAGUUUGAGCUGGAACUUGUCGCCGCACCAGGAUUGGCUGACCAGCACACGUCUAAACCUGGAAGUCCGCCUUAAGACUGCCGACAGCAGCGAGUGGACCGAGGAGCCGAUCCUUAAAAGCCGCGUCAAAUCAUCCAGACCUGUGGAACGAUGUCAUCUUCUUCAUGGGACUCAGUAUUUGGUCCAAAUUAGAGUCCGAUAUGAGCAGAGCCCCUGGAGCAAGUGGAGCAGCAGCCAAUCUGGAGUCACCUUAGAUACCGCUCCCACUGGACGCUUAGACUCUUGGUUAAAAGUAUCAAGGGAUCCCAUGCACAAACAACUAAACAUAGAAUUGUUCUGGAAGCCAUCAAAGCAGUUCCGUGCCAACAGCCAAAAUGUGUCAUAUAUCAUCUCAUUCCGAAAACAGUCCGGUGGAAUGAAUCAACAGUGCUCGACAAAUGAGAAUUACUGCACUUUCCAGCUUCCUGGAAGAGUCAAGAGAAUGUAUCUGAGAGCUGUAAAUAAAGUAGGGAGCUCCUACCCCACUGAAAUACGCAUUUACAGACCUAAAGAUCAAACUCCAAUACAAAGCGUCACAGCAGUCCCUUGUGACCAUGACAGAUCACUUCUGGUUCAGUGGACAAGUGUGGAAACCUCAGGUCUCAUGGGUUAUGUGGUAGAGUGGAGACCUUUGUUAAAAACCAACCUCUCCUACAUCCGGUUUGACACCGUUGACAAAAACUACUCUACUCUCGUCAUAUCAGGCAGUAUUGAGCCCUACAAGCCCUAUGGGAUCUCUGUGUAUCCUAGGUUUAAGGAUGGGAUAGGUCUUCCCCAGACUAUUAAGGCCUACUUGAGACAAAAGGCUCCAUCCAUGGUUCCAAAAUUACAAACUAAAAAGAUGUGGAAGUCCCAUAUUGAGCUCACCUGGGAUGAAAUACCUUUAGAUCAAAGGAAUGGCAUUAUCCAAAGCUACACAGUCUUCUACAGGGAUGAGAAGGGACCUUUUGAUGUUGUGAGUACGAGCCAAGAAGAGAGGAAGGUGAUCCUGAAAAUCCACAACACUGAGUCUUGCUGUGAAGCGUUUAUGAUGGUUAGCACAUUUGGCGGGAGCCUAAAUGGGUCAACAAUACAUUUUAAUAUCGAGGACUAUGAUCCAAUUACUGUGGUGGUGAUAAUAAUCCCAUCUGGUGUUGGACUAUCAUUGCUGAUCAUUUUCAUCGUCCUGACUUGCUUCUACAAACACAAAAGGCUGAAGGGGCACCUUUGGCCACUCGUUCCUGAUCCAGCCAACAGCAGCAUCAAAAGAUGGACAUCCGAAUCAACUCAGUAUACUCUUUCAUCCUGGGAUAACGAUGAGCCGAAUCCAAUAUACUUGUCCCACCUAAGCUUCCUGGACCUCGCUACCAAACUGAGCAAAGAGGACGAUGACCUUUGGUUAAAAAGUACAGAGGAAACCAGUGAUCUGGGAGAGUCCAUCUGUGGGUCACCGUUCAUCCCUGGAUACCCUGGUUCAAACAUCAACUCUGUUCCCUAUGCUAGUGUGAUCUUCCCUGGUCCGUGCAACAGCCCGACACCCACAGAUCCUCACGUGUAUCUGCGCUCGGAGUCCACACAGCCCCUCCUAGAAACAGAAACGGAGUCUUUCAGUCCAGAGUGCUACCAGAACAUGGUGGUUGACGGGAUGCCAAGGGAGCAGUGUUUUUUUGGCUCGUGCCAUGAGUGUCUACCUGAAGAAGGGGAAGACUCAGUCAUCGUUUGGGAUGAGUUUCCUUUUCUACGGGCAUUAGCCAUGAAUGAUACUAUAAAUGAUUAAAGGUACUUUGCUGAUUAAGAGAGCAACUGGCUUGCAAGAUUUUCCGUCAGGUCAUGAAGUUCACCCAGUACCGCAUGCACCUGUAUAUGCAAGUUAAAUUUAGGGGGGCUUACAUAAAAAAUAAAAUAAUAAUUGAUGCUCUUGUGAGCAAAUAUUUGGGUGUCUGAAAAGAAAACCCAUUACUUUUUAUUUUAUCUUUUUUGUUACUUGCACAUUUCCAGCCUUAUAGCUUGAAAUUAAGAAGUUAGCUAAUAAUGCUGUAUCAGAACUUUGUAUAAUAUACAAUUUGACGGGAAAAUUCAGCUUCUUCUUGCCUUUUUGUUACUAAAGAUGAAAAUGUUGACUUUUCACGUAUUACUGAAGGCAUCAGUAGCAUACAACCAGAAGUCUUUACUUAAAAAACAUGAAAAAAUAAAAAAGGAGACAAAAACACGUUAAGUGAGUAAGUGCUGGUGAAAUAUUACCUAUAUAAAUGACACUUUUUAAUGUUUGUCUCUAAAAACGUCUACAAUUAAGCUUAGGCUUCUCAAGCAUGUUUUAAAAAUGAUGACACAAUCUUCACUUGAAUAUCAAGUGUAGGUUAGUAUGUUAGUUCAGCAUUCUCAUUCACCUUGUUUUGUAUUAAUAACCUGGGCGAAUACUAUGCAUAACUUGCGACAGCAUAGUGCCUUAAAAGAUGGAUCAGUAACUGUCUAUGGAUGAACUGCACAUGAGCAAGCCACACAACUUCACAACACACUGCAUUUAUUGUACCUCAGAAGUGGGUAGCACAGAGCUUUAUGAUGGCUGUCAGUAGAGCCACACCCUUAGGAAGAGAAAAGAGGAGCACCGUCAGGUGGGUGACCCCACUCCCUAAAACCAACUGCUAUGAACAGAACUCUGAAGACAUGAUUGAAAUGGGCUGUUGUACAGUAUCUCUGUGGUAUUUUUACCAAGGCAAAUGCUGACGUUUUAGCAAAACCUCAGAAAAUGAUCUUGGUUUCUUUAAAACAGGGCAUUAUAUGUCUCCUUUAAACUAGCUAUGAUUAACAGUUUAAAGAAUUUAAAGUUGUGAUUUUAAAAGGGAGCUGUGAUACUGUAUAUCUGUGUAUUUUAAUCAAAACAUGUCACAUUUCAUAAAGACAUCUGACAACGUGCCAAUUUGUAAGGAGGCAGAACAUGUUUUCUUUGAUAACUUUGUCAUGCUUUUGUUUUUAACCUCUUUUUUGAUACAUUUUUAAAUAAAAAAUAAACUGAUCGUG